UCCUCCACGUUUAGUAAUCUGACACUUUGGCCGACCCCCCUAAAGAAAAUCCCCAAGCAGGACGAUGGUCUCGUAAUAACUCGAGUUGUAUCAGUAGUCGUCCCGAGCGCAGACGAGAAGAACCGAGCCGAAGCGGAAAAACGGCGAGAGCGCAAACAACUCGUGGCGGCUAAGCGGGGGGGGGGGGGAACCCUGCCUGGCGUUUCAUAAAGAGGUGUCCUUCAGUGGCUCAGAUGACACCAGAGCAACGAGAAGAAGUUUUACUUUCCGCAAGCGGAUGGGUGACUACCGCUUCCAGCGCCGGCGCUUUGUGAGGAGGAGAUGAUGAUGAAGAAUUUCCCCAGCAGUCCCCUUAACAACAACCAGACUCAGAACCACAUCAGAGAUCGGAACAACAAAAAGUAUAGUAGCUGGCUCUCCGCUGUGCCCCUGCGAUUCUCCCUGAGAGGCUAUGGUUUCUGCAUGGCCACGCUGUUCCUCUUCUGUUUCGGGUCACUGGUCUACCAGCUGAACGGAGGACCCCCUACAAUCCUGCUGGACAUCCGACAGUAUCUAGACUCAAUGGUUGCCUGGCCGGGAAGGUCUUUGGUCAGUCAGAACGGACAGCCGCAGCAAGUUAAAAAGAAGCACCCGCCACACUGUGCGACUUCAGGUGAAUCCACGUUCCAGGAUGACCACGGACCGCCAGUAGCCAGAGUGCUGCCGUUCCCGAGUCAGGUGGUGUAUAACCGGGUGGGGAAGUGUGGCAGCCGGACGGUGCUGAUCCUGCUGCGGCUGCUGUCGGAGAAGCACCAGUUCAACCUGGUCUCCUCGGAGAUCCACAACCGGACCCGCCUCACCAAGCACGAACAGGUGGAUCUCAUAAAGAACAUCAGCAACAUGCCACAGCCGUUCCUCUACACGCGGCACGUUCACUUCCUCAACUUCACCAGGUUUCGGGUGGAGGAGCCCGUCUACAUCAACAUAAUCCGGGACCCGAUCAACCGCUUCCUGUCCAACUACUUCUUCCGGCGGUUCGGGGACUGGAGGGGGGAGCAGAACCACCUCAUCCGCACGCCGGGGAUGAAGGACGACGAGAGAUACCUGGAUAUCAAUGUGUGCAUCUUAGAAAACUACCCAGAGUGCUCCAACCCCAGGAUGUUCUACAUCAUCCCCUACUUUUGUGGUCAGCAUCCACAAUGCAGGGAGCCAGGAGUGUGGGCCUUGGAGAGGGCCAAGCAGAACGUGUUGGAGAACUACCUCCUGGUGGGGAUCCUGGAGGAGCUGGAGGACGUGCUGCUCCUGCUGGAGAGGCUUCUGCCCCACUUCUUCUCAGGGGUCCUCAACAUCUACAAGAGCCCUGACUACAAGAAGGCGGGCAACAUGACGGGCACGGUGCGCAAGCACACGCCCACGCUGGAGGCCCUGCAGGUGCUCUACCACCGCAUGCGCUACGAGUACGACUUCUACGGCUUCGUCCGCGACCAGUUCCACCUGGCCAAGAAGAAGAUCGGCCUCAAGUCGGCCUCACGCCCCUCCGCCUACUCCCACGACUUCCUGCGGGACCUAGUCCUCCGCACCCCCGAGCCCAUGGCGGAGGAGGACGACGAAGAGGAGGAGGAGGAGGAGGAGGAGGAGGCGCAGGACACCACCCUCGAGGACGCCGCCAGCUGGCUGGUGAACCCCUGAGGACGCCCGCGCCGUGGCGGACUAAGGCCCGGGGUGUGGGGGCCUGUACUGGACUAGUGGGACAGGGGCCGGAACACCAGGGUGGAGGGGGUUCUCCCCCCUUAAUGGAUCACCCUGGUGGUGGGUGGGUUGCUCAGUGUUGGUGUGUGUGUGUGUGUGUGUGUGUGUGUGUGUGUGUGUGUGUGUGUGUGUGUUUGUGUGUGUGUGUGUGGGAAAAAGACUCUCUCUAUGGCGAGGACUGGACGUGUGGAGUGAAUAGAUCGGGGUGGGGGGGAGGGGGGAUGCAGUAUCUCAUGAACUGCCGGGGGGACCAUGGAAAUGGACUUGGAAGGCUCGACGCCAUUUUGAAGUUCCUUCAAGCUCACUGAGCGAGAUUCGUUGGAUUUGAGGCAGAUGCGGUUUCUAUUAUCUCCAGGAGAGAUGAAUGCUGGAUGGGGACAAAUCUGUUGAGAAAUAUUCUAAAUUACAGGAUGAUUGCAACCAUUGCGAGAUAAGAGGGUUGGUUGAAUAUUUGCAUUUUCUUGUUUUGAUAUUGGUACUUUUUUUAAUGGUUCUCCCUCUCGACUCUUGUCUGUAAAGCUUCUAAUUUUAUGUCAUCAAAAGUGCCAUCAAACUAUUCAUCAUCCAGGACAGUUCAAGACAUAUGGAGUCAGUUUGUGAUGAAAAUCCCAAGACACAUCCUACAGUGUUUUCUGAAAACUGUCGUGACACCACCUGUGGAUGAUGGUAUUUGAUUCAGUGGGAGGCGGAACGAUAAGCACGCAUUUAUGAAUUCAGAGAAUUCCAAUUGUGUGCUGCAGUAUCAUUACACUCGACCAAACCGACAUUGUGUUUUACAUGUAUUUAAGAUAGGUCAUGGAGUAUAAGUGUGUGAAAUUUUUCCAUUUUAAGAUAGAUUUUGAGUAUUUAAGAUAGGUCACGGUGUAUAAGUGUUUGAAAUUUUUCCAUUUUUGGGGGAAUAAUUAUAGGGAUGAAUGCGAAGAAAGUGCAUGAAGCCCAAUUCAGUUCAAUCCAAAGUUUUAAAUAUCAGUAAAAGAACUUGCCAAAACUAUUGCCAACUUCUCUACAAUGCAAUGCUAUGACCCAUUUUGGGAUGUAUUUAUUAUAUCUGUGUUUAUCAUGACAUUAAUUAGCAGCUCGUCCAUUUCCCUCUUGCGUAGAAUUGCUCUUGAAAGUUCUGUUUAAAUUAAGGUACGUAUUUGUUUGUCAUAUUUUUCUGUUGGUGGGCAGAGACUGCUUGUGGGGCGGUUGGAUGGAUUUUUCAAGUUUGAGAGUAAUAAUCUACCAUCGGUCCCAUGAUAUGAAAACUAAUUGAAGCAUAUCAAAGAUUUUAAGGAAUUGUAUUUAAGUUGUUUUAUGUACAAAUGCCUUUAAAUGCCAAAAAACUAAAAAAACAGGAAAUAAAGAAAUCCUGGUGGACAAGCUGGAGACGAGAGGGGUUCAUUUUGGUUCUCACCAUCUAGUGGUCAGCGUAGCGAUGCUGAAUCCUGCUCCACUAAUGGCCACUCAACCUCCAUUCAAGCCUGAAACACUCCAUCCAAGUCAACACUCCCUUCAAGACACACUUACAGAGACUGAGGCUGGGAACAGGAAGCUACAAAUGAAGGACAUUUGAAGUCCUUGAGCACCAGCUUUUGGUCGCCAAAUAACACAGUCCCCAACUCUCCAAGUGGUUUCUAGGACGACUUUUUAAGUAGGAACAUUUUGCAUUUCAGGGACCGAUUGAGAUGGAUUCAUACGUGACAAGUUUGAGCUCAAUCCCUCCCCUGGUCCAAGAGACGUCUGGUCCAAUACCUCACUGUAACUAAGUAGGUGUAGCCCAAUAAUGUGGGCUAAAGGCUUGUCCAUUAUGCUGAGUCGUCAUUCUGAAACUGUGAACACCACCACUUUAGUGAGUGUGAAUUUAGUGUCUGAAGCAAACCGGAACAAUAAAAUACACUUUGAGUUUGAUCAGGAGAGGGGAGCACUCUGAGAUAAAUCGUUUCAGGGCCAGUAAGGUAGAUGAUUUUGAGCAGAUACAUGAGCAUACUUUGUCAAAAGAACAUUUCUGCCUUAAAUAAUCCGUAAGAAGAACAAUCUGUUAGAAGCUUAUGCCCUAUAGCAGAUUAAUCUGCAUUGACAUUCAGUUGACAUCAAUUUUAUUGUCGAUUGGGCAGAUUUCACAGCAAAGUAAAAAAUAAAUGGCUUAAACCUGAACUAUGUAACUUUUCUACAAUAGCUACCUACUCCAUUUAAUAAAUAUCCGAACUAUACAGUUUAUAAAGAUUUAAAACAGCAUAUCCCCCACCCCCAACCCUUACAACUCUAGAGGCUGCUAAAGGGCAGAAACAUAUUGCAGGAUUAAUAUCAGUUAUGUUUUUACUUUGGUUGAACUUAGUCUUAAUGAUCCGUUGUGUGUUUUCCGAUCAAAUAAAAAACAUCUAAAAAUGCCAAAUGUCUGUCAGAGACUUUGGUCGUAUGGGGAUUAAAAAUUAUUUCCUAAGGUUUCAGAAGGCUUUGUGAAUUGGGCAUACCACAGCCCUAAUUCCCAUUUCAGUUCUGACUUUAUGCAGUGUGAAAUCACUGUGGUGUGGGGAGGUGGAGGAAGAUGAGUGUGUACCCUUACACAAUAUCCAACAAUGCUCGUCCCUCCCCUAGUAUGCUCUCAUUUCUGUACGCAGUAUCUCUAGGGUCGGUCUCAUUCUUUACUUCAUUGAUCCACUUUGUUUUGGUGUGCCGUUCCACUGCUUGCUGAUUUUAUUUAAGAGUGCGUUAGAUUGAACCGCUAAGCCUCUGUUUGGGCCAUCCUAACUGUGGCCCACCUCUGCUUAACCGAAGACACGAUAAGGUCUGGCGUUAGGUCAUGGUACCCUGGGAGUAGGGAGCCGAUAUAUUAAUGAUGGACAUUUCAUCCAAUCAGACUACAGCCACAACCAAUGGCAGAUAUUGAAUGUUCAUGUAUGUUACAAUAACUAUUUUGGCAUAAUUACUUACAAAUCACAAAGUAUAAGUAAAACCUUACAUUGAUGUGUUAAGCAGCCACUUCUUGUCUAAUAAACUGCUUUGUCCCCCUCCAAAUUGGCCAAGAGGCCAUUCCAAAACUCCUUGUGCGUUUGGGAACGGCACUGUUUAUUGGUAAUUAUCAAGUAGGUACUAUCAAAUUAAAAUUAAAUGUAGCUUUUUUUGUUCAGCUUGGUGGAUCAUUUAUUCAACAUGUGCUAGUGUGCUGUUUUGUGUGUUAAUGCUUAAGCUGCAGGUGAUGUGCUUUGAUUGGUUGAUGUAGCCAUUGCAUAGGCUGACCCUGGCUGCUGAUUGGCUAUUGGCGUGGGUAGUUGCCCCCAGUUCUCCAUCUCUCUCUCAGUCCUCUUUCCUAGCGCCUGUGACCAGACCUUGUUUAGAGUGCAGUCACUUACUUUUGUUCAUCCCCUUAGUUUUGAUUUGUCAACUAUAUCUCUCCGAUCAAAACUAAGGGAAUGUAGCUAUUUUUUUCAGAAUGGUAAGGUGUUUGGAUAUCUGUGAAGUGGGUUUAUGCCUCAACCCUUUUUUGUUAGUUUUAUUGGAAACUUAUAUUUUCCAGCUCUUCUAUUGACGAACAGUAACCUAAUCAAACCCCUUAGGGAUCGCUAUUACGCUAUUGAUUGCUUUGGCUGGUGCCUCAGCUGGGGGUCAGUUGAGAAGGCCUGGGAGUCAGCUGAGAAGGGUCAGCUGAGACCCUUCCUGUUGCACCUGUUUCCCCAGUCAACUCAUUUGCCAUUGUAAGUCACAUCUGUUGCACUUUCUCCGUUUUUUAUAUGAUGAUAAUUUUGCAGUUAAGCAGAGGUUUUGAUGGUACAUUUGAAUUGCUGAACAUCUUAUCUCCUCCUCAAUUAUAAAAUGCAAAAAUUGUUAAAGUGUAAGGGUACUAUAUUUGUACUCUUAUAUUAUUUUGUAUGUUGGUCAGUGUUAGCCAGCUCAUGCAUUGAAUCUCCAACUUAGCCAACUUCUAUUUACAUUACAGCAUCAUUAUUAGAGAUCACAGUCACAAUAAGCUAUUUCUUCUACAAAAAUACAUAUCUAUGACUUUUACCUUUAUGUUUAACGUAAUCUUCCAUAUCUCAGUUUGUGUAGUUUUUAUUAUCCUGCCAAGUGUUCAGUGUUUGCUUUCUGCCAGUUUAAUUUAUUAUUUUCCUUUGCUUUCCAUAUAAGAAUCUCAGGAAGGAAGACAUGUAAUGCAUUGCCUCAAUCAUGUGUACGAUUGGUUGCUUUCAGCUUUGAUUUAACUCUUGGCAUGUACCGAUUGAAAUAUGUCCCAAAUAAAAUUGACAGAUAUCUCGAUUGAAUAAUCAAACAACUACGUUGAGGCAAAAUAAACAAAUUAAGUCUUCAAAA
Gadus morhua (Atlantic cod) is the source of this 6015-nucleotide messenger RNA. RefSeq names its product uronyl 2-sulfotransferase a (gene usta). Gene Ontology annotation, molecular function: sulfotransferase activity. The record is from RefSeq and is a predicted model, not a curated record. Gene Ontology annotation, cellular component: membrane. The coding region runs from base 322 to 1668 and encodes 448 amino acids. NCBI's taxonomy places the organism in Eukaryota, Metazoa, Chordata, Actinopteri, Gadiformes, Gadidae. The transcript is spliced from 9 exons.